Molecule: messenger RNA, 1122 nt
Organism: Zymoseptoria tritici IPO323
Lineage: Eukaryota; Fungi; Ascomycota; Dothideomycetes; Mycosphaerellales; Mycosphaerellaceae
Exons: 2
Coding region: 1-1122 (373 amino acids)
Source: RefSeq, a predicted model, not a curated record
AUGAUGGCAUCCCCUUCAAUCUGCCACCGCUGCGCCCUCCGCAUCCAACGCACCGCCGACCACGCCCUCUCCCAACGAGCCUUUUCAACUACACCCUCCAUCCGCCGCGGCAUCCCAUCUUUCGCAGAGUCCUCCAACCCGGACUUGAACAUCGCCCUCAACACCAUCCGCGAGAAACACUUCAUCCCCUCUUACCUCCGCCGCCGUGAACGUAACCUCAUCUUCGGCGACAAAAACCGUCAAAACCUCAUCGACAACCCUCAAUCCGUCGCCAUCGCCGAUGAAGAAAUCCCCCUUCACUGGCUCGACCGAAAACGAGAAAUCCCCAAUCGAAACAAAGUCGUGACGGAAGCGAUCAACCUCAUCAUCAAUGGCGAGUCAAAAGACUGGCAAAAUUUGCCGGCCUUGAUGCAAGGACUAAAAGAGGGCACGAAGAAACCGCUCAGCGAUGCGUUGAUGGAGAAGAUUAUCCGCAGGGCGGUGUUGAAGGGACGGCUGGGCCAUGCGUUGUUGUGUUUGCAGCAGGCGGCGAGGACGGGGAUGACGUUGAAGAAUGAGGUUGUGUUGAGGUUGGUGGUGCAUGGUUUGAGGGCGGUGCCGCAGGAGCAGGGUUGGGAGAAGGAUUUGUUGGAAAAGGCGGUUAAGAAUGCGAGUGCUGUCGCGGCGUUGUUGGAGAGUGAAGAGCAUGGAGGUGGGACGGUGUUGGUGGAGAAUGAUCCCAGGACGAGAGUGGAGGUGUUGGGCACGUUUUUGGAGUUGGUUGCGGUGUAUGCGUUCAAAUUUCAGGGAAAGAAGGACUCGAAGGAGGGGUUGGUGAAGUCUUAUGCUGAACGGCUGGUGAGCCGAUUGGAGAAGACUGGUGCAAAGGUAUCCCGAAUCCCUACAGUAGAGAAAGGCAUGCAAUGGCCUCUACUACAAGCCAUUCCGAUCUGGCACGGUCUCCACGUGGCGAAACAAGUGCUCGGAGACUCGAUGCCCAACCCCGAACUCGUCGACGAUAUCCUGGCCAAGUACGAACAGAAUAUCGAAAAGGCAGUCGCAAAGCUCGAGUCGAGAGAUCCGCAAGAAGGAUCAUACGAAGAUCAGGCGAUCAUGGCUUGGACGUCAUGUAUUCGGGAUUGA